Acanthoscelides obtectus is the source of this 946-nucleotide messenger RNA. NCBI's taxonomy places the organism in Eukaryota, Metazoa, Arthropoda, Insecta, Coleoptera, Chrysomelidae. The record is from the annotation of a GenBank genome assembly.
GCGCAAUAUGUCGGCUGAACCUCGCGCAGCCUGCAAAAUAGUCGCUAAGCUUUUAGUGAAAAAGAAAAUAAAAGAAAUACAGAAAAAAAAACGCUACCAAACGAAAAGGUCGUAUGUGGGUUAAACCAUGGAUCAGUCGUCGAGAUACUUUGGGUGCGUCUGCAAAACUUCUAGGAGAACUGUUAGUAGAAGAGCUACAAAAAUAAUCUUCGAAUGAGAAAACAAAAUUUUGAUACUCUCCUGGAUUGUGUGACGCCACGUAUUUUAAAAAUGGAUAACCACAUGAGAGGUGCAUUAACACCAAAAUUAAAAAUGGAAGUAACAUUAAGAUAUCUUGCAACAGGAGAUUCUUUCACUUCAUUGCAAUAUUUAUAUCGUGUCCCAAAAAGCACAAUAUCAAAGUUUAUCCCUGAAGUUUGUGAAGCCAUUUCUGAUUCGUUAAAAAAAUCUAUUAGGUGCCAACCUUUGAAAAAGAAGAAUGGAAAAAAGUUAUUUUCAGCACGGUGGAAUUUUCCAAAUUGUGCUGGUGCUUUGGACGGAAAGCAUAUUAUAUUGAGAAGUCCUUUCCAUUCAGGUUCAGAAUUUUACAACUACAAGGGACAUUCAGUAUUAUACUACUUGCUUUAAUUGAUGACCAAUACUGUUUUCAAUAUAUAGAUGUGUGUUUGUAACUCAAGUAAUGUAUAAGCUAAAUGCAGACUAGUAUAAAAAUUAUCCACAUACAAUGUUCUUCCCUGAUUGAGAAGAUCCUAAAUAAGAUUCAUAACGACAUUGUAUGAAGCUAACCUCGUCUUAUCAGUCGUUUGAUCUUCACCCAUGUAAAUGCUGGCAUUCCAAGUGUAGCCAUUUUCAGUGCAUAGUUUAUACAAUUAUAUUCCAUAACUGUAUCUUUUCGACGGAGUAUAUGGACGGACGCUUAGCCGUCCUCCAAAGGGUUAUCAUCGUC